Molecule: messenger RNA, 497 nt
Organism: Drosophila obscura
Lineage: Eukaryota; Metazoa; Arthropoda; Insecta; Diptera; Drosophilidae
Product: 60S ribosomal protein L30-like
Exons: 2
Coding region: 136-444 (102 amino acids)
Cellular component (GO): cytosolic large ribosomal subunit
Molecular function (GO): structural constituent of ribosome; RNA binding
Source: RefSeq, a predicted model, not a curated record
AUAAUGCUUCAGACACUGCCAGUAAUUUAUUCUAGCAGAAGUUACUGCAGUGUUCAGAUCGUAGCAAGAAAAACCGGAGAAAAUUUCUAUAUUUAGUGAAACGAAAAAGCCGACAAGUAGAAAACUACAAUCAAGAUGGAUAUUUUCAACGCACGUCUGGCAGAUGUGAUCCUGUCCGAGAAGUACUUUGUGGGCUUCAAGGAGACCUUCAAGGCCAUGCGCAAGGAGACGGCCAAGCUGGUGAUCAUCGCCGGCGACACUAACGUCGCAAUGAAGGCCGACAUCGAGAAGAAGGCCAAGUCGAAGAAGAUUGAGGCGCUGGUCUUUGCCGGCACCAUGAAAGAGCUGGGACGCGCCUGCGGCAAGUCCUUCAAAGUGAGCUGCAUGGCCAUCACUGAUCCAGAGGCUGCUGGGAUCAUUUGCGCUUUGGUCGAUGGCUGUUAAGUGUUUCUUCAACCAAAUAAUCAAUCAAAUCAAAUAAAAUGACAUGACAAUUA